AUGUCACCUAUCGCACUACCUACUCUACUGAGUCAAAUACUGUCUUCCCAGAACCUGUCCGUCGAUGCGCGUGCCAAAACUCAAUUCCUAAGAGCCAACUGCUGGAAACAUUCAGCUGUGAGAGCUAUCCGUCCGGCAUGUGCCAAAUAUCGAUUGACUGUCAUCCAAGGUUCCGUCUUAUACCGUAAUGCAUCUCUUGAAACUAUCCGCGCAUUUUGGGGCCUACGUGGAGAUUCAAGUGCGUAUCAAAUGAACACCGUGGCAGAUGUGUAG
Molecule: messenger RNA, 273 nt
Organism: Penicillium diatomitis
Lineage: Eukaryota; Fungi; Ascomycota; Eurotiomycetes; Eurotiales; Aspergillaceae
Exons: 2
Coding region: 1-273 (90 amino acids)
Source: RefSeq, a predicted model, not a curated record